AUGCACGGGAGGAUCAGUGGGCCGACCACCUGGGAAAUGUUCACAUGCACGGCCCGCCUUGUCGGAUACGGCAAAACAGUCAUUAAGCAAUACUUUCCACCAUACGUGAUCAUCAUCUGCAUUGCAGUUAGAGUUGGUCCGUCCUACGUUUCUGGCAUACAGAAUCGGAAGGAAUGUCUGAAAUUCAAGAUAGCGGCUGAAUCGAGGAGCGAUAAGGUGGUCAGGGUCAAUCCGCUGUGCAUUCCAUUACGAACUUCAGCGAGGGACAGGACAAUCGUCGGCUCUGCUAAGGCGCGCGGAGCAUAUGUUGCAGUCAAUUCUUCCGUGGGCGGAAACGUGUUGAGCGCGGGUAGGUCCGAGCUCGGUAUCGAGAAGGGGCCGGGCGACUCGAUGAGACAAGCUUCAUCCCACACCAGCAGAGGAGAGGAAGCUGCAAAUCUGCACGGCAGUCGCUGGGCCCCAGUUUUCAAUGAAAAAUCUGAAAUGAUGAUGAGCGCGCCUUGGAUGCGGGACCAGCUCUGGGAAACAGAACCGAAACGGGAAGGUUCCCUUGGGGUGCCGAGGGCUGCCCGAGGCGACUUCCCUUGA
This is a messenger RNA of Gloeophyllum trabeum ATCC 11539, 588 nucleotides long. RefSeq lists its product as uncharacterized. The record is from RefSeq and is a predicted model, not a curated record. Bases 1 to 588 code for a protein of 195 amino acids. The transcript is spliced from 7 exons. NCBI's taxonomy places the organism in Eukaryota, Fungi, Basidiomycota, Agaricomycetes, Gloeophyllales, Gloeophyllaceae.